AUGAUUGGCCGUCCUACCUCUCACUUCCCCAUUCCCUGCUCCUUGCAUUCCCGCUCCCCCUCCCAACCUCCCCCCCUGACAGGUAGGAGCGACUUUCUUUCGCCGUCUCUCCUUCUCCCCCUGCGGAUCCUACCGCACUACAGUCCACGCCUCUGCCCUCUUACCCUCUGGUCUACCCACGGAGUCACAGACACCUCCUUCACCCUCACUCCUUCACUCCCUUGCUGCCCCCCCCAUCAGGUGGGAGCGACUUUCUUUCGCCGCCUCUCCUUCUCCCCCUGUGGCUCCUACCUCACUACAGUCCACGCCUUUGCCGACCCAAACCACACCGCGGCGAUCCUAGACCGCACGCUCGGGUGGGCUAAGACUCUGGACUACGUCGGGCAUACCGGACCUGUCACUGUGGCUCGGUACAGCCCCGUGCUUUACCGAACCUCGCUGGAGGGCGGGAAGCCUGGGAAGGGUGGUUCGGAGGGUCCCCAUGCGGCCUUCACAUGCUGUGCUGCUGCUCCAGGCCUCCUGAAAACAAUCACCCCUUCAUGUUCACCACCCACCCCUCUCCACCCCUUUCUCUUCCCCCCAUGUAGGUCCCCAUGCGGCCUUCACAUGCUCUGCUGCUCUGCAGACGGCACUGUAGCAGCCUUCCUCUUCGACCAAUCAGAGCUCGGCAUCCCUCUGACGCGCCGCGAGAUGGACGGCCGGAUCGCCAGCCUGUACGGCCACCGCCACGUGGCGGCGUCCCAUUCGCUCGUGGAGGACCCAGAGCUUCUGGCCCUGCAGCAGCAUUUGGAAAAAGAGGAGGCUGCUGCUGCUGUCGCCGCUGCCAGAACUCCUGCAGUGUUUGUAAAUCCCACAGUAAGGGGAGGUGGGUCAGCUGUUGUUGCUUCUAGAGCUGGUGGUGGUGCGGCUGCUGUUGAGAUGAGUUCUGAGAGUGUGAAGAGACAGCAGGUGGUGCAAAUUGGUAACCAGCAGAUUGGUAACCAGCAGAUUGGUAACCAGCAGAUUGGUAACCAGCAGAUUGGUAACCAGCAGAUUGGUAACCAGCAGAUUGGUAACCAGCAGAUUGGUAACCAGCAGAUUGGUAACCAGAAAGAGAGAGAGACCAAGAGGCAAAAGCUGGGGCAGAGGCUGGGAGUAGAAGGAGCAGAUGGGGGAGGGUUCAACGUGGGUUGGAGGCUGGGAGAUGGGAUAGGCUCGGAAAGAAAUGGUUCGGAUAGGCUUGGGUUGGGAGGAAGGGAGGAAGAAGCUUCCAGGUCGGCGAGAGAGGGACGGGCCUCAGGAUUGGUGGUUAGAGUGGAAGUGAGGGGAGGGUAUGGGGUAGGAGGGGAUGGUUGGGGAAGAGGGGAGGGUGGUGGGGGAGGGGAGGGAGGAAGAGGGGGAGAGGGAGGGGGAGAGGGGGAAGGAGAAGGGAAGGUGGAGAGGGUAGUGUAUGGGAGUGUGAUUGCUGAUGCCAUGGCUAUGCAAAGGGCUGCUUCUGCUGGUGCUGGCGGUGGUGGUGGUGGUGGUGGUGGUGGUGGUGGUGGUGGUGGUGGUGGUGGUGGUGGUGGUGGUGGUGGUGGUGGUGGUGGUGGUGGUGGUGGUGGUGGUGGUGGUGGUGGUGGUGGUGGUGGUGGUGGUGGUGGUGGUGGUGGUGGUGGUGGUGGUGGUGGUGGUGGUGGUGGUGGUGGUGGUGGUGGUGGUGGUGGUGGUGGUGGUGGUGGUGGUGGUUCUGCUGGUGCUGGCGGUUCUGCUGCCGCUGGUGCUGGCGAGCGGCUGUGGAAUGGUGGCAGCAGGGUGGUUCUGGAAGCAAGAAUGCGAGCAGACACAGACGCCUCUCACUCUGACCUGCUCUGUUCGCUCAACGGCCACGUGCUGUGGCGGGACCGCCUCUCUUCCCCCGUCACUGCCAUUGCGGGCUGUGACCCCGCUGUUUCCGCCCAUCCCUCAACCCUCUCACCCUCUCCCGGAGCCUCUCUCUGGGCCGUGGCCUGUGCUAAUCACUCUCUCCUGAUCCUCUCUUCUGCCGGCCGACGCCUGCUUCCCGAAAUCCUCCUCGAUUCCCCCGCCGUCCUUCUCUCCUGGUCCGCUGCCGAACCUGAAUUUCCGUUUUGGUCCGGUGCCGAGCCUCGGUCUUGGUCCGGCGCCGAGCCUAAGAACCAGGCCUGGUUCGGAGUAUCUAGAAACCAGCGGCUCGUGUUUAAGAGUCCCCUGGAACAGCUAUGGGAUCGGCAAGGGGACAGGGGGAUUGGGACAUGGGGAGGGCGAGAAGAGGAGGGGAGGAGUGGGGAACGGGGAGGGCGAGAGGAGGGGAGGAUGGUGGGGCCGAUGCUGCUGGUGGUGACGAGGGGAGGGGGAGUGCGCGUGUGGGAUAUGGGGCGGUUGCAGCUGCUAGUGGAUGCUGAUAUGGGCGCACUGGGUGCAGAGGCAACAGAAGGUGAGAAGGGUUGCUUGCUCGCCCUUAGCAGCAUCAAUUGCCAUGCCAUUGGGGGAGUGCGCGUGUGGGACAUGGGGCGGUUGCAGCUGCUAGUGGAUGCUGAUAUGGGCGCACUGGGCUCAGAGGCUGUAGAAGGCACACUACCGAUAGCAUCAGCUCGCCUCUUCCUCUCGUACACUCCCCUCAUCACCCUUCUAUCCAAAAAUUCCUUUUGCACCCCUCCUUCCCGUCCUGAACUCCGACUGUCCCCCCUGUCCCACCAGGCACACUCCGCAUGGCAUCAGCUCGCCUCCUCCCCCCGUGCACCCCUGUGGCACACUCCGAGUAGCAUCAGCUCGCCUCCUCCCUCCCUGCACCCCUGUGGCACACUACGCGUAGCAUCAGCUCGCCUCCUCCCCCCGUGCACCCCUGUGGUAACCCUUCUCUCGGGAAAGUCCUUUCUCCUCCACCCCUCUCUGCACGCCUGGAUGCCCCUCUCUCGCCCCCACCCCUCCUCGCGCCUCUCGUCCAAUUGGAGGCCGCCACCUGGCGCUUUUCGAGCUGGGGGGUUCCGGAGUGCUGGCUGGGAUGGUGCUGGUGCUGCUGGUGCUUCGUCUUUUCUUUCAAGGCAGGCACCUGGGGAGGAGGCCCAUGCCACAAGAGCCCACCUGGAAAACGCCCUGGCAGCCUGCCGUCUGUUGAAUUCACCUGACGAGUUCAGGAGGCUCCUGGCGGAAUACGUGCGUCUGCUCACCAAGGAGGGUGAUGAGGGUCGGCUGAGGGAGGUCUGCCAGGAGCUGCUAGGGUCUGUGGACGCUGGGAAACAUGCGGUUACCACAGGGGCGGGCAUGGUUACCGAUAACCGGGCGGGCACGGCUGUUCGGCACGAUGCACAAGUUGAUGAGGCCGGCUUCGCGCCUUGUUCUUGCGACAGUCGUCUUAUCGUUCGUCCUUUCGGCUGCAUGGGCGGCGCCGUUAACGGGGGCGAAAAAACCGAAGCAGACAGUUCCGCUGCCGCCUUACUACGAGGAGGCGCUCCAGAAGCUCAACGCGUCGGGUUUCACGAGCUUCGUGUCGCUCUUCACCAUGUAUGGCAAGACAAAGCAGAUGAGCGAUUUCGUUACGAAGAACUCAGUUACCGUUCUCGUACCCACUAA
Messenger RNA from Closterium sp. Naga37s-1, 3549 nucleotides. The record is from the annotation of a GenBank genome assembly. Lineage: Eukaryota; Viridiplantae; Streptophyta; Zygnematophyceae; Desmidiales; Closteriaceae.